Molecule: messenger RNA, 840 nt
Organism: Peromyscus eremicus (cactus mouse)
Lineage: Eukaryota; Metazoa; Chordata; Mammalia; Rodentia; Cricetidae
Product: UDP-glucuronosyltransferase 1A8-like
Exons: 2
Coding region: 70-840 (256 amino acids)
Molecular function (GO): UDP-glycosyltransferase activity
Source: RefSeq, a predicted model, not a curated record
UUUCUUCUCUGUGUGUGUCUGCUGCAGACCUCUGGCUUUGCCCAGGCAGGCAGGCUGCUGGUGGUGCCCAUGGAUGGGAGCCACUGGUUUACCAUGCAGAUGGUUGUGGAGAAACUCAUCCACAGGGGGCAUGAGGUGGUGGUAGUCGUGCCAGAGGUGAGUUGGCAACUGGGAAAAUCCCUGAAUAUUACAAUGAAAACUUACUCCGUUUCUUACACUCUGGAAGAUUUGAACCACCAUUUCAAGUUUUUUGCUCACAAUCAAUGGAAAACUCAAGAAGUAGGAAUGUUUUCUCUGCUAAAGAACUCAGGCAAAGGUUUCUUCGAAAUAUUGUUCUCACACUGUAGGAGUUUGUUUAACGACAAGAAGUUGGUGGAGUACUUGAAGCAGAGUUCUUUUGAUGCUGUGUUUCUGGAUCCUUUCGAUGUGUGUGGCUUAACUGUGGCCAAGUACUUUUCACUCCCGUCCGUGGUCUCCAGCAGGGGAAUAUUUUGUCACUAUCUUGAAGAGGGUGCCCAGUGCCCCAGCCCUCCUUCCUAUGUUCCCAGAAUUCUCUCGAAACUCACAGACACCAUGACUUUCACAGAGAGAGUGUGGAACUUUCUCACUUAUGUGAAGGAGCAUGCAUUUUGUCCCUAUUUUUUCAAAACUGCUACAGAAAUUGCCUCUGAAAUUCUCCAGACCCCAGUGACUAUGAAUGACCUCUUCAGCCAGGUGGCCAUUUGGUUGUUCCACACAGAUUUUGUGUUGAAUUUCCCCAGACCUGUGAUGCCCAACAUGGUCUUUGUUGGUGGGAUCAACUGUCACCAGGGAAGGCCACUUUCCAAGGCAGUUGGAUGA